Molecule: messenger RNA, 1644 nt
Organism: Cucurbitaria berberidis CBS 394.84
Lineage: Eukaryota; Fungi; Ascomycota; Dothideomycetes; Pleosporales; Cucurbitariaceae
Product: acetamidase
Exons: 6
Coding region: 1-1644 (547 amino acids)
Source: RefSeq, a predicted model, not a curated record
AUGACCAUCUCCAACACACCUCAAUGGCUUCAAACAGCCAACACGAAACGAAGGCUGCGCGACGAUCUCAUCCAAGCUUUCGUUGAGACUCACAAGGCGCACUCCGAGGUCCGGAUUCCCCCUAUUUCUGCCAAAGACUCGCAAAUAGACGACGCCAAGUUGCUGCACCUCGUUGGAACCGGCACAACUAAAGGAAACGCCCAAGACCCUCUAGCCAUUGACAGCGUCGAAGAGAUUUUGCAAGCAAUACUGUCUGGCGUUGUGACGGCAUCGCAACUACUGAACGCAUACAUCCACCGACAAACUGGCACGUCCCCCCUUACCGAAGUUCUUUUCGACAAUGCGAUUCAGCAGGCCAAUGAGCUUGACGAGUAUUUUCAGAAUAACGGCCGCCUCGUGGGACCCCUGCAUGGCGUACCCAUGACUCUGAAGGAUCAGUUUGAUGUUCAAGGAUACGACAGUACACUUGGAUAUGUCGGGCGUGCCUUUAAACCGGCGACACGGGACUGCGCUUUGGUAUCGCUCCUAAAGGAGAUGGGGGCCAUUAUUGUCGCAAAGUCUAAUUUGCCGCAGAGCAUUAUGUGGUGUGAAACGGAGAACCCGCUAUGGGGCCUCACCGUUCAUCCGAGGAAUCCGGCCUUCACCCCCGGUGGCUCUACGGGAGGAGAGGGUACACUUUUAUCACUCCGCGGAACCGUCAUUGGAUGGGGCACAGACAUUGGCGCAUACAAUACUCGCCUACCGUAUCGAGGUGUCUCUGUGUCAACCGAGGGCCAAGAACAUGUGCCGUCCGUAAUUGGGCCUAUGACCCGCAAUAUUGAAUCGCUAAUCGCAGUCACCAAGGCAGUAAUUGAGCGAAGUCCUUGGGAUCGAGAUCCAAAAUGCUGUCCAGUGCCGUGGCGUCCCGAGAUCUUCGAGCAAGCACGUUCACGGCCCCUAGUUGUUGCGGUAAUGCGAGAUGAUGGUGUUGUUAGACCACAUCCGCCCGUCACACGCGUACUAGAGGAGGUCGUCGCGAAGCUUGAAAAGGCGGGACACGAAGUCGUGUCGUGGACGCCAGGUAGCCUACACAAAGAAUGUAUCGAGAUUAUGGAUCAAUACUACACCGCUGAUGGAGGCGAAGACAUUCAGAGAGAUGUUGAAGCCGGAGGAGAGCCAUUCAUCCCUCACGUCGAAGUACUUGUCAAUAGGGGGAAGCCGAUCUCAGUUUACAACUAUUGGCAGCUCAACAAGCAGAAGAUUGCCGCGCAAGAGCGAUACUUGGACCUUUGGAACGCGUCGAAGUCUCCAACGGGGAAGCAGAUUGACAUCUUGCUAACACCUGUCAUGCCCCACUCCGCAGUACCUCACCGUAAGUGCCGGUGGGUGGGAUACACGAAGGUCUUUAACUUCGUCGAUUACCCUGCGGUAGUAUUACCGGCCGGCCACGUCUCGAAAGAGCUUGAUGCCGACGCCGCGCAGUCGAUGGACUCGUACCAACCGAGGAAUGCAAUAGAUGAGUGGAAUUGGAAUGUUUUCGAUCUGGAAAAAAUGGAUGGUAUGCCGAUUGGUGUACAAGUUGUAGCCCGUCGCUUGCAGGAGGAGAAGGCUCUCGGUGCAGCUCAGGCUAUUGAUAAGAUUCUUAGGGGUUCCGUUGAACCUUAG